Pollicipes pollicipes is the source of this 1464-nucleotide messenger RNA. RefSeq names its product NSFL1 cofactor p47. The coding region runs from base 169 to 1374 and encodes 401 amino acids. The record is from RefSeq and is a predicted model, not a curated record. Lineage: Eukaryota; Metazoa; Arthropoda; Thecostraca; Pollicipedomorpha; Pollicipedidae. The transcript is spliced from 8 exons. Gene Ontology annotation, biological process: nuclear membrane reassembly; Golgi organization; membrane fusion. Gene Ontology annotation, molecular function: ubiquitin binding. Gene Ontology annotation, cellular component: cytosol; nucleus.
AGCAACUCGGGAACACACGAGAAUUAGCGGAGGAGAAAGGGGACGUGCCGUGCAAACCCUCAGUUCUAUCACCACUUCAGCUGCGAAUUUUGGCUGCACUGUGUCGAUAGGUGGUCAGACAUCAGCGGUGGAGUUGACACAAGUGGUCAAUCACAGACGAUUAGCACCAUGGCGGAUAAUGAAGCAUUGUUGGCACAAUUUAUGGCCAUAACUGGUGUUGAUACGGAGCGAGCAACUUUCUUUUUGGAAGCGGCUGGCUGGAACCUCGACGUGGCCAUGGGCAACUUCUAUGACAAUGAUGGAGAUGAAGCACAAGACCAGGAAGCAGGUGAGGUGGUUGGAGCUGCAGCAGGAGCAGAACCAGCAGUUGAAGAGGUUCAGUCUGGCCCAGCUCAGAACAGAGCUCAGAGACAGUCUGGGAUUCGGACGAUCCAGGGUCUGAUGGACGCGCACUCGGACGAGUCGGACGAGGACGGCCAGGCGUUCUUCGCAGGCGGCUCGGAGACGAGCGGCCAGCAGAUCCUCGGGCCGCGCAGAGGCAAGAGGGGCGAGGACAUCGUCAAGGAAAUGUUCAGGGCCGCCAAAGGCCAGGGCGCCGAGGAGGUGGAGCCGACCAGCGAGCCGGGCCGGCCGCAGCCGUCCACGUUCGGCGGCUCCGGGUACCGGUUGGGCCAGACCGGCAGCGACUCGGAGAAGGUGCCGGCGGCGCCCGAUCGGCGGCCGCCGCAGCCGCGCACCGUUAAACUGCGGCUCUGGAAGGCCGGCUUCAGCGUCGACGACGGAGAGCUGCGCGAGUACUCGGAUCCGGAUAACCAGGAGUUCCUGAACUCUGUCCGCGGCGGUCAGGUGCCGCUGGAACUGAUCCGGGAGGCGCAGGGUGGCGAGGUGCACCUGGACAUGGAGGACCACCGGCACGAGGACUACGAGAAGCCCAAGGCCAAGCCUAAGCCGUUCUCCGGCCGCGGUCACGUCCUGGGCAGCCCGGGAGAGCCCGCGGCCGCGGCCGCCGCCGCCGAAGGCUGGUCACUCUCCGCCAUACUGUGGCGCCUGCUCGGCCUGAUGGGUUUCCUGUGGCGCUUCUUCAGCCCGGCGCCGGCGGUGGCGGCGGCGCGCGCCGCGCUCGGCCUGGACGAGGCCCAGCCGACCACCAGCGUGCAGGUGCGACUGGCCGACGGCUCCCGGCUCAUCAUCAAGCUCAACCUGUCGCACACCAUCGGCGACCUGCGGCGCUACAUCGUCACAGCCCGGCCGCAGUACGGAGGCACGCCCUUCAGCCUGCUGACCACCUUCCCGAGCAAGGAGCUGACCGACGACAGCCUCAGCGUCCAGGACGGCCAGCUGCAGAACGCCGCCAUCCUGCAGCGCGCGCUGUGAUCAACCCCAUCCCCACCAAACACCGGUCUCUGUCAAAUCCCCCGUGUUCCGUCUACAGGUCGCGUUCAAUAAAGCACCAUGCGUAUUCGA